Messenger RNA from Oreochromis niloticus (Nile tilapia), 4650 nucleotides. Its product is annotated as monocarboxylate transporter 13. The transcript has 6 exons. Gene Ontology annotation, biological process: monocarboxylic acid transport; transmembrane transport. Gene Ontology annotation, molecular function: monocarboxylic acid transmembrane transporter activity. Lineage: Eukaryota; Metazoa; Chordata; Actinopteri; Cichliformes; Cichlidae. The coding region runs from base 318 to 1643 and encodes 441 amino acids. The record is from RefSeq and is a predicted model, not a curated record.
UCGCUCUUUACAUGUCUAAUUGCUUUUUACUUGCUAAUUCAAAAGCAACGUAUAUGGAAACUGAUAUUUUAUUUUGAAAUCCGGAUGACGACGUUUGAGCCGUGACUUCAUACUCGCUAAUGAUGUCAUCACAAACGUCCAAAUAAGAGCGCACUUUAAUUCCGAGGAGAGCUGGAUUUCACAGCGCAGAUGCGACUUCACCACAGUACAAAAGCCGGUAUGUUAGCAGCAGAUUUUCCGAGAAGACCCGAGGAAGGACAAUAACAGGACAGGACGUUAGCUUGGCAGGAGAAAAGCCUUCAGAAAAAUUUUAAAAGAUGAAGUCCAGAAAAGUUGAACCCCCCGAUGGCGGGUAUGGCUGGGUGGUGGUCAUGUCAGCCUUCUUCACCAUGGGCCUUACUGCUGCUGUUCUCAAAAACUUUGGACACUUCUUCAUUGAAAUCCAGAAUCACUUCGGAGUACAGGCCAGCACCACCUCUUGGGUGACCUCCACAACAAUUACUAUGCUUCAUCUAGGAGCUCCAGCAGCCAGUGCGAUGACCUUACAGUUUUCUCAGAGAGUAGUCAUCAUGCUCGGAGGCUUGCUGGCUACCUUAGGGAUGGUGCUGGCUUCACUGGACCUCAGUUUGCCCUGGCUCUACCUCACCAUGGGCAUCCUGCAAGGAACAGGUCUUUCCUUCUCCUGGAUCUCUGCCAACAGCAUGGUGAGCCACUACUUUGUACGAUGGCGUCCCAUUGCCUUCGCCAUCGCCAGUUCAGGUGAAUGCGUCUUUGCUGUUAUGUUCAGUCCGUUCUUCAAGUGGCUCAUUGACACCUACAGCUGGCAGGGUGCUUUGCUCAUCAUUGGAGGCCUUCAGCUGAACCUGUGUGUGUGUGGUGCACUCAUGAGACCCCUGGAGAAGACCACGAGUCCUGCACAGGACAACAAAGACAGUCUAGAUGCAACCACACUCCCAGCAAAGAGAAGGACCUUCUUCCAGUGCUCCCUCAUGAGAAAACCUGAAUUUUUUCUGUACAUCCUGUUUGCAAUAUUUUCGGCUGCAGGGUUUUUCAUCCCGCCUCUUUUUCUGGUCCCCUUUGCUAGCAGCUUGGGCAUGGAUAAGUACUGGCCUGCCAUGAUUCUUUCUGUUCUGGCUUUAGCUGACCUGGCAGGGAGGCUGAUUUGUGGGUGGAUCGCCAACAUGAGGCUGGUAAGAAACCUGCAACUGCUCACCAUGGUGGCCACUCUCCUUGGCGUAGUGCUCCUGCUGCUGCCCAUCAGCCAAAACUACUGGGCCGUUCUGGUGUUCGCCUCACUCUACGGCUUCCUGUUUGGCUGUGUGGUGGCAAUUCACGUCACAGCUAUUGUGGACAUUGUAACCCUGGAGGGAUUCGACAGUGGACUCGGGCUCUUUAUGCUUUUAAGGAGCAUUGGAGGCUUCACUGGUCCACCUGCUGCAGGCUGGCUGGUGGAUUACACAAACAACUACAGCGUCGCCUUCUACUUCUCGGGCGUCUGCCUGAUUGUGUCCGCAGCGUUUGUCGUCCUGGUCGACCGCCUGGUCCAUAGGAGGAGAGAAGCAGCGGAGUCUCAAGUUUAUUGUGCAAUCAACCAGCAGGAGGAUUGGGAAACAGCAAAAGCCGAGUCAGACACUGUCACAUAAAGGGAGAACCCAGCAGAGUUGUGGGGAGCAUACUGUUUUUUUAGGGGCACAUACUGAUAUCAGCUGAUAUUUUUCAUGUAUUUUUAUAUAUAAUCUAUAUUCACAUAUAGUGAUGUAGAAAGGUAAGUGCAUCACUUGCAAAUUUCAUUUCAUUUGAUCAACCAAGCAUGGAAUCCUCUAUGAAAGGAUCCCAACAGUUAAGCGUGGCAUACUUGAACACAAACACAAAGAAAAUCAGCUUUUUUAAAUUAUUUAUUCAAAAUAGAAAAUUAGUAGUUAUGUGUAGAGAAAGCACCAUCAGAAGCAGCACUCUUCUUCUUCCCAUCUGUUGCAUCAGCUCAAUGAAAUGUGAAAUUUUUCUUCUGUUCUGUUUUCUUCUGUUUCUUUAGUUUCAGGAUGUUUUACAGUUAGGGGUUUUUUGUGUGUCCUGCCUGUUUUGAGAUAUUCGUUGGUGUCCCUGUUGAGAAAUCUGCUUGCAGUUAAUCUGAUGGCCUCGCAUCAGACAAUUUGAUAUGAUGAGGUUUUCAGCUCAGUCAGCAGAGUCAGUGUGACAACAGCAUUUAUUGACAGGCAGCUUUCACAUUAGACAUCGCAAAAUUCUGACUAACUCAAACUUCUGUGUAAGACAAACUUUUGAGAUAAUAAUCCCAAACUUUGAGGUAAUUUUUCAGUGUUGCUUCUCAUGAGAAGCAGUCUUACAGUCCUACUGUUCACAGCUAAACAGACUUUAUCAUGCGUUGUAUGUUCAGUGGCAGACUAGUUUUUACUCUAUUUUACUAACACAACUUUUUUGCAGUCUAACAGCUGAAAUAGUUAACUGCAGAUACGCCGAUCGAUCGACCUACUUCAUCGUUAAUCUCAUUCUUUGGCCUGAAAGUCUUUGUCAGUUGUUUAGAUGUCGCAACCCAAACAGGUUCUGAUUGUUAGCACCUCAUCUGAAGCUGCUUAUUUAAAUUAUAUGCACUUGAAGAAGUGAGAUAACUGUAGCGAGGUCUCUGCAUUUUCAAUAUGAUUGAUCUGUUAUUAUAAAAAUGAGUACAAAAUAACUGCUUUGCCAUUUGCAGAUCAAAUGAGUGGUUACUCUACAUACAAAAAACCCCAGCUAUUUCCAGGGUAAAGUGCCUAUGUCUCAACACUUCAUGCAUGGUAGUCUUUGUGGACUUAAGUGCCAGGAAGACCGUUUUAUUUGUUAAAUGUUUGGUGUUCUGCCAGCAGAUAGGUGAUUUGACCUAGUUAAACAGGUUUUGUAUGCCCUGUGUGGCAUACAAAAAAAACUCUUAACAGAUUUGCAGACACAUCAGGGAACAGAUGUCACAAAAAGGAGCUGGAUUGUUUCAGCUUGAACUUUUGUGCAGUCACACAUUUUGUAAUCAGAAUUGUAUAACCCAUCGUUAAUGGGCUGCAAACUUGUGACACUAUAAUUAUCCAAAGUUAGCCCGGAGGACCACGUCAUCGGAGUAAAAAUAAAUACUUUGGUUUUUAAAAAUAAAACAAGCAGAAUUACCAAACUGAAACACUGCAGCUGUACGUCUGUAGCAGAUGUGAGGCAGGUCUUCAUCUGCAGAAGUGACUGAAAGUAGUUCCAGCAGACUAGAGUUUAAAUAACAAGGCUGAUGAUGUAUAUAUGGAGGAGGGGGGGGGGUUACUGAAGCAAAUCUCACAUGGUACCAAAUUACCCUUUAUAAUUCCAAUAACUACCUCAAGCAGUAUAUUAUUUAGUUAACAUUACACAAGCAGGAGUAAACUGUGUAUUUGCUGGAUGGGUUAAUACAGUAGACUUUAGAUCCUUCCUUAUAGCAAUAAGAAUGAAUAGUUUUUAUGCGGGGAGUGCUACACUAGAGUCCCCAUCUUUAUCAGGUCACCCAGGAAAGCAGUGUGGCUCAGUGAAAUGCUUUUAAGAGGAAGAAUCUAUUUUAAGAGGAAAAAUAAUUACAUCGGAGUCAUAAUUGUUGGUUUUGGGACCUUUAAUGCAGUUGAAAACAUAAUGAAAUAUAUAGAAUACCACCAGAGUUGUGUGACUGUAAUAUAGCAGGUAAAUUACUGAUAAAAGGACAUGAUUUUAUAUGGUUUGGACUUGAAUAUUUCUGAACCUGACCAAUAAGCUUUACACAAUUCAGGUAUAUUUCACCAAGUGUGCUUUCUGUGCUGUUGAAAGGCACAACAUAUGUAGUUUUUAGAACUUUCAUGACCCUUUUCUAACCAUAUGAGCUUUUCUUUAAUGUUUGUAAACAUGCAUUAUGGUUUUUUUUAGUGGUUUAAAAUCAACGAGCCUCAUUUCCGUCAAAUCACAAACGUAUUUUAUGGUGCAGUUUUUAUGGUAUAUGUAGUGAACUGUAAAUGUUCAGACUUGAAAAGAAGACGUGCAGCUACUGCAGCUAAUUAGCCGUCACAGUUCAUGGCUUCAGGUUACUUUUUUUUUUUAAGCACACACAUUUAUCUUUAGAUAUCUCGUGGGUACUUCUGGCUGCUCUUCUGUUUUCCCAGAGGAUUUGCCAAAAUAGAUGAUCCACGUGUUUGAUUUGGCACCGACUUUUACAUCCGAUGCCCUUUCCGACACAACCCUCCCAUUUAUCCAGGCUUGGGAUCGUCACUAGAAGUACACUAGUUUGUGACCCCCUGAGGCCGAGUUUGUGUUUCCUCUUGGUCUUAAGCUGUUUAUCUAAUAUGUGUGAGGUAAAUGGGGCAUUUAUGGGACAUUUAAAACUGCUACGGGAACUGUUAAGAAAUAAAUCUGUGUCCUCUUUUGUUAUCUAGAGUCUUGGUCAUUUGCAGAGUGUGUGGGCGGGGAUCUGUGGUAUGUGCUGUGCAAAUUACUCACGUUAUGUUAUGUAAUCAGCUUCUCAAACCAGCUUCAGCUGGUUUCAUAUGGCAAAACAUGUUCUGCUGGAGUUGAAACAGUUCAUAAAAGAAAAUAAGUUCGAGGUUGGGCAGUUUUAACAUGUUUAAACGUGUCAGUAUUUGUUCUAAGAAACUGAUCUUUAUAAUUUCAAGGACCAUUAAAAAAAAA